This is a messenger RNA of Neodiprion fabricii, 1393 nucleotides long. RefSeq names its product serine/threonine-protein kinase 33-like. The transcript has 8 exons. The record is from RefSeq and is a predicted model, not a curated record. Gene Ontology annotation, molecular function: protein kinase activity; ATP binding. Bases 89 to 1393 code for a protein of 434 amino acids. Lineage: Eukaryota; Metazoa; Arthropoda; Insecta; Hymenoptera; Diprionidae. Gene Ontology annotation, biological process: protein phosphorylation.
AAUUUUUUAUUUAUUAAUUUAGCGAAGGCUGUCACAUUUUCAGUUUUGACAUGACAGGCACAGGUUACGGGGUAAAAAGAUCAAACUUAUGUUUCAAAAACAUUCAUCGACGCACUCGACUAAAUUGAAAGAGCGAGAUUUGAUCCAUAAAAGAAUUACGGACCUCGCUGAAUUGCAGAGAAUCUACGAGUUUGGUGAGAUUUUAGGGAAAGGAAGCUUCGGUACUGUCGUUAAAGCGAGUCACAAAGGGUCGGGGCUCAAUUGGGCAGUUAAAAUUAUCAAUAAGUCUCAAGCUGGUGCCUCCAGAAUAAUGCUCGUCGAACGGGAAAUCCAUAUUCUCAAGUUGGUCGAUCAUCCGAACAUAAUCCUCCUCGACCGCGUUUUUGAAUCGCCGAAGACAAUUUAUUUAAUAUUUGAGCUUUGCACGGGGUCGUUAGCAAAAACUUUCAAAGUGAAGAAACGCUUCGAAGAAAAGGAAACAUUGACUGUUAUUCGUAGCUUGGCUGGUGCCCUUUCCUACCUACACAAAAACGACAUCGUUCACCGUGAUCUGAAGUUGGAAAAUAUUCUGAUCGCUGCGAACCCGCAAAAUCCGGACGACGAUUUACAUAUAAAAGUAACGGACUUUGGGCUUAGUGCGGUGCGGGGCGGUACGGGAUACGAAACCAUGCUGCAUGAUUGUUGCGGCACGCUUACUUACAUGGCGCCAGAAAUGAUCUCCACUAAAUCUUAUAGCCAGCAGUGUGACGUUUGGUCCAUGGGAAUUAUAAUGUACGUCCUGCUCGUUGGGAAGUUUCCAUUUUAUUCUACGAACGAUCAGCACCUCCAUAUGCUCGUUAAAACACAAGAGCUUGAUCUUUCCGGUUUAUCUUGCUCAGAAGGAGCAAAGCAUUUGUUAAGCAAAAUGCUUCAGAAAAAUCCGGCGUUUCGCAUGACCGCAGCUGAGGUUGAAAAUCACCCUUGGAUAGCCGGUACUCACUCGAUACUCGAAGCUCACUCUUCGAACGUCCUUGACAUGAUGAGAAUGUGGAGGACGGAAAUGAUGGAAACGCCAGAUCGGGAAAAUUCAAACAAUACAGAACAGAUUUCGCGAGCGGACAAUUCUGUGGGGUUGAUUGCUGCCGGAGUGCAGGAUGAGCUUACUCGCGUAGCUGCGGGGCGAAAGUCCUCGAGAAUAACUCUUAGCAGUGAGAAAUCUGCGAAGGACUCGCUCUACAGCAAGUACAAAUUUUGGGAAUCCGCGAAACCAUCGACGGCUGCCAACUCCAACUUGGGAAGAGUUUCGGAAACCGAAAUAUCCGCUGGACAGACGGUCCAAGACUCCGGUCCCACCACCACCUCCGACGUCCGUAAGGACGCCGUCGGUCAAACUGUAUCGUAUGUAUAUUGGUGA